AUGGAAGGCCAAGAAGGACCUCAGCAACCGCACCUCGUGCUGGCUCACAAGCUCUUCCUUCUCUCCCACCCUGAUGUCCAAGACAUCGAGAAGGUCCAACUCAGAGAGGAGGUUUUCGCUUCCGUCAAAGCCGACGAUAUGGCACCGUUGUACGAAACUCUAGUCUCUGAAUCGGUGCUGCCGUUGGACCAGAGCGUUUUGGACUCGAUGCUCGCGAAGAUCCAGGACGAGCUCAAGAAGCUGGACGAAAAGAUUGCUGAUGCUGAAGAGAACUUGGGCGAAAGUGAGGUUCGAGAAGCCCAUCUGGCUAAGUCCUUGUUUUUCAUUCGUAUUGGUGACAAGGAGAAAGCAUUGGAACAACUCAAGGUAACAGAAAGCAAAACAGUUGCAGUUGGGCAAAAGAUGGACUUGGUAUUCUAUACACUGCAACUUGGUUUCUUUUACAUGGAUUUUGACCUCAUUUCUAAGAGCAUUGACAAAGCGAAGAACUUAUUUGAAGAGGGAGGUGAUUGGGAAAGGAAGAAUCGUCUGAAGGUCUAUGAAGGCUUGUACUGCAUGUCGACUCGGAAUUUUAAGAAGGCUGCUGAUUUGUUCUUGGAUUCCAUUUCUACCUUCACCACUUAUGAAAUAUUUCCAUAUGAUAUCUUCAUAUUUUAUACUGUCCUUACGAGCAUUAUAUCGUUGGACAGAGUUUCUUUGAAACAAAAGGUGGUGGAUGCUCCUGAGAUAUUAACAGUGAUUGGGAAAAUCCCGUACCUUACAGAAUUUUUGAACUCUCUAUAUGAUUGCCAAUACAAAUCUUUUUUCGCAGCAUUUGCUGGCCUGACAGAGCAGAUAAAGUUGGACCGUUAUUUGCAUCCACACUUCCGAUAUUACAUGAGGGAGAUCAGAACUGUGGUUUAUUCCCAGUUCUUGGAAUCCUACAAGAGUGUUACUAUUGAAGCAAUGGCGAAAGCAUUUGGCGUGACAGUUGAUUUCAUUGAUUUGGAGCUGUCUCGUUUCAUUGCGGCAGGGAAGCUUCAUUGCAAGAUUGACAAAGUUGCAGGUGUUCUAGAAACUAACCGUCCUGAUGCUAAGAAUUCUCUCUACCAAGCAACAAUCAAGCAAGGGGAUUUCUUGUUAAACCGGAUCCAGAAGCUGUCUCGUGUUAUUGAUCUGUAG
This is a messenger RNA of Prunus armeniaca (apricot), 1161 nucleotides long. NCBI's taxonomy places the organism in Eukaryota, Viridiplantae, Streptophyta, Magnoliopsida, Rosales, Rosaceae. The record is from the annotation of a GenBank genome assembly.